Molecule: messenger RNA, 2344 nt
Organism: Vitis vinifera (wine grape)
Lineage: Eukaryota; Viridiplantae; Streptophyta; Magnoliopsida; Vitales; Vitaceae
Exons: 1
Coding region: 337-2010 (557 amino acids)
Cellular component (GO): Golgi apparatus
Source: RefSeq, a predicted model, not a curated record
AGCACCACAACCUCAUAUGAGCACUGUGCCCACGCGCUCACUCUAAGAGAAAGCCUUAAAGUUUAAAUAAAUAACGUUAAUCUCACCGUGUCUGUCAUCUUCAAUUUUUGACCACACUGUUUUCCUCCAACAGCGUCCUCACUCACUCCCAUUGGUUUGAUGUGCGAGAAGGUGAUAAAUUUCCGCCAUAAGCUCCCAAAUUUGAGCUUCGAGUCUCAGAAUAGAAGCUUCCAGCUCUGCUAAUUCUCAGAUCUGAAGCGUCAUUUUCCAUUUCUUGAUUUUCAUUUUAUUUUAUUUUUGUUGGAUUUGAUUCUCGAUCGGUGUUGAGUUGGGGAGAUGUUGGGGCGGUCCGCACUGUCGAGAACCGGCAGCUUCCGGCCGGAGAAUUUGGGGCAGAAUGCUAUGGUAAUGAUUGGAAACCUGUGUUUUACUCUAUUCGUAAUCGGAGUUCUGAUCUUCACCAUCAUUGCCGCCACAUACGAGCCGGAGGAUCCGCUGUUUCAUCCGUCUACCAAGAUCACCACCUUCCUCACUUCCACCUCCAAUGCGACCUUUAAAUCCGACAACUCCGUCGUCAAGACCGGCGAGGAUUUCAUGCGCCCCAACGAGACUGCCAUCGCCGCUUUUAUCAAUAUUACGGAUGUGCAAAACCCUACCCCCGAUUCCACUGAAUGCGAGGGCGGUGUUGACCAGCCCAUCGAUUGCUCCGACCCUGACGUCUUCCAUUUGAUGAUGAGGGCCGCCAUUGAGGUGUUUAGGGACAUUCAUUUCUACCGCUUUGGGAAGCCUGUUCGCGGAUCUAAUGAGUCCACCUGUGAUAUGGCUUGGCGGUUCAGGCCUAAGGAGGGGAAAACGGCGUCGUUUUACAAAGAUUAUAGGAGGUUUGUCAUCUCCAAGUCGGAGAAUUGCACUUUGAGUGUUUUGGGGAUUGGGGAUUAUCACACUGGAGUCAAUGCGAGGAAGAAGAAGCGGAAUCAGAAGCCGGGUUUUCAGAAGCAAGAGCCUGCUGCUACAUUGCCGGUUGUUGGGGAAGUUGUGAACGAUUCGCUCCCUGUAGUUGAAUCCGAGGGUUCAUUUAGUCAAGGGAAGUACUUGGUUUAUAUAGGAGGUGGAGAUAGAUGCAAGAGCAUGAAUCAUUAUCUCUGGAGUUUCUUGUGUGCGUUGGGCGAGGCUCAGUACUUGAACCGAACUCUGAUCAUGGAUUUGUCCCUCUGUUUGUCUUCAAUUUAUACUAAAUCGAACAGGGAUGAGGAAGGGAAGGAUUUCAGACUUUACUUUGAUUUUGAGCAUUUGAAAGAAUCGGCAUCUGUGCUGGAUCAAGCUCAAUUUUGGUCGGAUUGGAAUAAGUGGCAGAAGAAAGAUGGGUUGAAUCUUCAUCUGGUGGAGGAUUUUAGGAUCACGCCUAUGAAGCUUGCAGAGGUGAAGGAUGCUUUGAUUAUGAGGAAGUUUGGGUCUGUUGAACCAGAUAAUUACUGGUAUAGGGUGUGUGAGGGAGAGACUGAAUCUGUGGUUCAGCGGCCGUGGCAUCUGAUAUGGAAAUCUAAACGGUUGAUGGACAUUGUUUCGGGGAUUGCAUCAAGGUUGAAUUGGGAUUUUGACUCUGUUCAUGUUGUGAGAGGGGAGAAGGCGAGGAACAGGGACCUUUGGCCUAAUCUUGACACAGAUACUUCACCUGAUGCACUCCUCUCAUCCCUGCAGGAAAAAAUUGAAGAUGGGAGGAACCUAUACAUUGCGACGAAUGAACCUGAUACAUCAUUCUUUGAUCCUUUGAAGGACAAGUAUUCAACUCAUUUUCUUGACGACUAUAAGGAUCUUUGGGAUGAGAAGAGUGACUGGUAUACAGAGACAACAAAGCUGAAUAAUGAAGCUCCUGUUCAAUUUGAUGGUUACAUGAGAAUUUCAGUUGAUACGGAAGUGUUCUUGAGGGGGAAAAAGCAAAUCGAGACUUUCAAUGAUCUCACUAGUGAUUGCAAGGAUGGUAUUAAUACCUGCAGCACUGCAGCAAGCUAAUUCCCCAUUCAUGAGGUUUGAAAAUCUGCAGCUGUUACAUUUUGGGAUCAUGUGAUCCUUUAGCUAUUUUGUGUUGCUUUGAGAAAUUCUAGCUCAUAAUUAGUAGUUCCGAGUACUGUACCCGGUAGAAAAGUAAUGUUUCAUUAUUCAGAAUCUUCCAAUGCUUUUGUUGCAGUUGGGUCAAUGUUUGAUUGCAUUUUCAAUAUGUAUCCAGUCUCACAGUACCUUCUACUUGUACUGCCUUGGUUUUUUUUUUUUUUUGUUUCGAAUCUUCAUGUUCUUUCAAGAACUCAUGAGCCCAACUCCAGCAAUAAAUCUUUUGGUGUCCAGCUAA